AUGCCACCAAUUCCCGGAGGCCCAGCUGAUAUAUUCGGCUUCACUGCUGUCGAGGCAUCUGCGGAGAAGCUCUUCGACCGGAUUGGGCUUCGAGAUAUGCAUCCACCUCCGGUUAUACCAGUCUCAGAAACCCCGAUUCCCCAGACAAUCCUAGCAGGACGAAUACAGGGGUAUGCUAGGGUCCAUCUUCCUACUCCCACAUUCCACCACUGUAUGAGAGUAUAUCACCUCGGAAUUGCCAUGAAGCGUUAUGCGUUCCCAACCUGGGCAUUCACUGACGAAACUUACUUUAUUACUUGCAUGCUACACGACAUUGGAACUACAGAGAAUCACCUUCGAGCUUCUCGUAUGAGUUUUGAACUUUAUGGCGGUUUUAUUGCCAUGGACUUGCUUCAAUAUCCUAUUAAUGAGCAUGCUUCCACCAUCAUUGAUCCUGAAAAGAGAGUCACCGCGUCAAAUGCGCUUGCUGAAAGCGUUGUUGAAGCUAUUAUGCGGCACCAGGACAUACGUGAUACCGGAAAGAUCACCGCUUUGGGGCAAUUGAUCCAGCUCGCCACUAUCUUUGACAAUAUCGGAGGGCAUGAACAGUUGCUUUCACCGGAAACAGUAAAGGAUGUUAUUAAGCAUUACCCACGCAUGCAGUGGAACAAUUGUUUUGCUGCUACAAUUCGCAAGGAAAUCUCCCUCAAGCCAUGGGCACACUCUACCACUCUUGGUGCUGAUGAGUUCCCAUCGCGCAUCGAGAAUAAUCCUGUUGGUUUAAAGUUUGAGAGUCUGGAAGAAAGUGUUGAUGAAGAAGGUGGUAUAGCUGGAGAGGUCAAAGGCACGGAUGAUAAGUAA
Molecule: messenger RNA, 840 nt
Organism: Trichophyton rubrum CBS 118892
Lineage: Eukaryota; Fungi; Ascomycota; Eurotiomycetes; Onygenales; Arthrodermataceae
Exons: 2
Coding region: 1-840 (279 amino acids)
Source: RefSeq, a predicted model, not a curated record